Messenger RNA from Alternaria burnsii, 1569 nucleotides. Its product is annotated as base excision dna repair protein. The transcript has a single exon. Bases 1 to 1569 code for a protein of 522 amino acids. Gene Ontology annotation, molecular function: catalytic activity. NCBI's taxonomy places the organism in Eukaryota, Fungi, Ascomycota, Dothideomycetes, Pleosporales, Pleosporaceae. The record is from RefSeq and is a predicted model, not a curated record. Gene Ontology annotation, biological process: base-excision repair.
AUGGCACGAGCAACAAGGAGCUCUGCCAGGGCCGACGCCGUGCCUGAGCCAGUACAACUGUCCAGUCCCCCAACUACCCCCGAAACGAGUGACACGCGAAAGAGGAAAGCAGUCAAGAUCGAACAGUCGCCAGAUGCGACAACCAAGAAAGCUCCCGUUACACCCAAGAGCACAAAACGUGCCAAGAAGUCAGCAGUAAAACAAGAAGACAUCAACGAACUCCCACACAACCUCGGUGCUAUUCCGGAUCUUCCCGUUAAAGACGAGGAAGCCGGGAGUAAAGCUUCAGCAAAGAGGCCGAGUAAGUCGGCAACGCCCAAGAAGUCUGCAAAAGCCACCAAGCCAAAGAAGGAGGAAGUCGACGACCUCGUUGCCAAAGCGACUACCACCACGGACGCGUCAUCCAAGAAGAGUAAAGCCAAGACAGGUGGUUAUGGCCUUACUCCUGGUCAUACGCCAUACCCAAACUACCCUCACCCUACGGCCGAAGAAUGCGAAGAGGUGACCCGUUUACUCUCCAAAGUUCACGGCAAGGUCGAAGCGCCCAAGACCAUUCCCGCGCCAUCUCUCGAGGUUUCAGGUUGUGGAGAAGUACCAUCAGUCCUUGAUGCCCUCAUCCGAACCCGGCUUUCGGCCGCAACGUCCGGCACGAACUCGUCCCGCGCAUUCGCCGGCCUUGUCGCCAAGUUCGGCGUCCUGAAAGAAGGCAUCGGUAAAGGAAGCGUAGACUGGAACAAAGUGCGACAAGCAGACCAAAAGGAAAUUUUCGAAGCAAUCAAGAGUGGUGGUCUCGCAGACGUAAAAAGCAAGGACAUCAAGAAGAUUCUACAAAUGGUCUGGGAAGAGAACCAAGCACGACGUGACGAGCUCCUGGCUUCAUCAGACAAGGCACCGGGUGAAACCAACGAAGCAGAAGCAGAAAAGCGUGACGAGGUUGAGAAGGCAGACCAGAACAUUGUCUCACUAGACCAUCUUCACUUACUCUCCAACGACGACGCUUUCAACGCGCUGACCAAAUACCCUGGUAUUGGUCCGAAAACCGCGUCCUGUGUGCUUCUCUUUUGCCUCCAACGACCCUCCUUUGCAGUCGACACCCACGUCUUCCGCCUGUGUUCAUGGCUAGGCUGGGUACCACCCCCAGGCGAUGACAGAGGCCUUCCGCCCGGCAAGAAAGGCACCUUCGCUGGCCCAACACGCAACUCCACAUAUGCACAUUGCGAAGUCAGGGUUCCGGACCACCUCAAGUACCCGCUUCACCAACUGCUUAUUAAGCACGGGAAGAGUUGUCCUAGGUGCCGUGCUAUAACAGGUGAAAGCAGCGAGGGAUGGGAUGAGGGAUGUCCGAUUGAUCAUUUGGUUCAUAGGACCGGAGGGAGGAAGGGAGCUGGAGAUAGUCCUGUCAAGGGCGGUAGCGCAAAGAAGGCCAAGGGUAGGAAGAAGGCUGUGGAAGAUAUUGAAAGCGAUGCGGUGAGUAGUGGUUUGAGCGACGCGGAGAGCGAGGUGUUGAGUGAUGUUGUGAGUGAUGCGGAAGUAGAAGUGUCAGAUGAGGAAGAAUCAGCAUCUGAGUGA